Alnus glutinosa is the source of this 612-nucleotide messenger RNA. Its product is annotated as DNA-binding protein S1FA-like. NCBI's taxonomy places the organism in Eukaryota, Viridiplantae, Streptophyta, Magnoliopsida, Fagales, Betulaceae. The coding region runs from base 144 to 413 and encodes 89 amino acids. Gene Ontology annotation, cellular component: nucleus. Gene Ontology annotation, biological process: regulation of DNA-templated transcription. The record is from RefSeq and is a predicted model, not a curated record. Gene Ontology annotation, molecular function: DNA binding. The transcript is spliced from 2 exons.
GGUCUGACUCUGGCUCCAUUUUCCAUCCUUCAGAUCUCACUCUCAUUUUGUUUUCUCCAAUCUUGUUUGGUUCAAUUUCUCUGGUUAGCUCGCGCAGGAGCUCCUUCCCGAGCUGAUCUCUUUGGCUGAUCUGAGUCGCAGCCAUGGACGACGAGUUCGAGUUCGCUGACAAGGUACCUCCCGCCUUCGAUCGCAUGGAAAAUGUGAUCAAGGAUGCCCAAGCCAAAGGGUUUAACCCAGGAUUGAUAGUGCUGCUUGUUGUUGUUGGGAUAUUGUUGAUUUUCCUUGUUGGAAAUUAUGUACUUUACCUGUAUGCACAAAAAACCAUUCCUCCAAGGAAAAAGAAGCCUGUCUCCAAGAAGAAGAUGAAGAGGGAGAGACUGAAGCAAGGUGUCUCUGCACCUGGAGAGUAGAAACUUAAGAUGUGCUUUCUCUUGUUCUUCUCAAUGUUGAACUCUUGUGAUGAGAAAUUUUCCUACCUCUGGUGUUGAGAGAGAGUAUUAUACUUUCCUUAAUUUCCCUUGGUACUGGUUCGAAAUUUAACUUUAUAAUUAGAAGUGUACUUUAUGUUUGGGUAGACCAAAAAUUAAGACUGCUUUUAUUUGUUUUCCA